UCCGGCACUCAGUUCACAUUCUCAAACCAACGAGACACAGCUAGUCAGCAAACGGAGAUUACCAGAGCUUUCACAUGUGGAUACGGAUCACGACACACGGGCUCCAGGUAUAGAGGGAGAAGCACAGGACCUCUGUCUAUCCAAUUCUGAAGUGCCCUGGUGCCAGCUGUAUAGGUCAACCCAACCGGAACAUUGCAGGACAAUAGGAGCCCAACCCAAAGACCUUAGACGACUAUCAAAAAGCAAAUAAUCAAGCUCAUUAGCUCUCUUCCCCCAAGACGACCUUUUCUGAAAGGAUCAACAGAAGGGGGAAGUUAAAGAGGACCAAACAAGAGGGGGGAAGCGAACGUCGACGGCUAUUUCUGAAACUCUGUGGUGAAGGGAACAUCUCAUUUGAGAUUUUGGACUGCAGAAAAAGGAUUUCCUCAUGCCAGUGCCUGUGUAAGUACUGCAUGUAGAUUUGUCCCUUGUCCAAAAGAGUCCAGUAAAGAGACUAAAUAUAGCGAAAGCUCAACAGCCAGAUUCUCAGAUUUUCAAAAUGCGGAAAAAUCCACAUUCAUAGGGAGCUUAUAAAUGGAUACACCUCAGAUCUUGAAGAAGCAUUGAAACUGUAGUUUCCAAGAGGGUUUCCUUCUCUUAGUAGGGCAAAGCAAUUGCUUUGUCCUUUCUGUUUGGAUGCAUUUUUCCAUAACUCUAAAAUGAAGCCUUUAACUCCCGUUGGUUCACCUUCUCCGCUGCGGCUCCUAAACAAGGGACCAGAUUACCUUCGCAGGCAGAUGGAUGCCGGAAGCAGGGGCCGAUCCAUUAGCGCCGUAGAGCGGCUGGAAGCGGACAAGGCAAAGUACGUCAAAAGUCAACAGGUCAUAAACACCAAGCAGGAGCCCGUAUUAGUGCCCUGUGCGACCCCUCCACCGGUGCCCCGUCGAAACUUCACUGUGUCCACUCCUUCAACUCCCGUUCUCCCACCUCGAAAUCAAAUGGCGCCUUUCUCCGCACCUCAGUUCGUGAGGGAUGAAAAUGAGGACGACUCCAGGAAAGAGAACUGUCGGAAUGAAACUGAUGUGGAAACCAACAAUCGCAACAACGCAAAUAAGCCUCCUGUACCUUCCCCAAGAACUCCAAUCAUUGCUCCAUUAGUCGCCCCACAUAGUGCUCCAAUUAUGCGCAGGAGUAACGGCAAGCGCAUGUUGCGUCCAGACUCUCUGGUCAUUUACAGACAGAAGAAAGAGUGCAGGAGUCCCAGCAGUGGUGGCGAAAACGGCAACCCCAACGUGGAGGUCAAGGGCUACAGUUUCGUGCGACGGCUCUUCCAGGGAUCCAUGCGUGAAAAGAACAACCGGAACGAGGCUCAGAAAUUGGUGAUAAACGAGGAGAAGGCGUCUUCCUCUCGGGACGGGGAUUCUCGAAUGUCCUGGUCCAAUGACAAAGUCACUGUCGACGGUGGAAACGAGACCAGGCGAUCGAGCAAAUCCGAGCAAGAGCACUCGACGCCAGAGACACAAAACAACAACAACACUGGUUUUCAAGAGAAGCUAUCUAAGAUCAACGUUAUGGGCAACUCCAACAAUAACGACAUGGAUCCAUGGAAGCCCGUCAUUCCUCGCAUACGGGCCGAUUUGAAACGGUCCAAGUCGGAAUUACGACUACGCUGCUCGCUAGCCAUGUCCGAGCAGGAACGCUUCUUCGACUACUGCGGAUUGGACUUCGAUAUGGUGGAGAGGAUCGGACCGAAGAACUUUCUAAAAGGGGCCAGUUCAAUCGACACGCUCUCGCUGCUACUGAGGAGCGUCGGAGGCGGCGGCUCGGAGCCCAGUGAGUUUUCCCGACACUCCGGGGAAGGAGGAACUGGCCUCCUUUUCCAGGAGGAACUGGCCGAGCAGAUCCCUACAGGGGUCUCAAUUAUUGAGAGAAAUGCACGGGUCAUAAAGUGGCUCUACGGCUGCAGGAACGCAGCCCAAGAGGGUCCUAAAGAGUCUACCGUUUGAUUAUCACGGUAACCGAACUGAAACUUUUUUGGAGCCGCGUUCCAAUACGGAAAACCGUGCUGUAUUUAUUUCAUGUGGGACUUUGUAUUUGUAUUUAAGAGAUUUGUUUUGCUGUUCACUGCCAGUCUAAAAAAAUUUAGUUUACUUUUACUUCUUGUCACGACUUACACUGUGGCUAUGUCCGAAAUCGCCCCCUUAUACCCUCGUUCACUAUUCCAUAUAUUAUAGUCCACUUAAAGGGAUCAAAAUGAAAGGAAGUAAACAAAUUUUGCUGUGGACGCCAACUUCCGGCAAGACUCUUACGCUCACAUUGCAUGGCUAUUCUCUAGCUGUUGAGUGUAUAUCGGUUGUACACUUACUGCAGUGCAUUGUGGGAUUGAAUGAGUGCACUCAGUAAUGUCCACUAUGGUUUCUGAUCUUUUAGUGCACUGUAUAAGGGUAUAGGCGCGAUAGUGAUGUCAUCUCUUGUUCUCUGUAUAUAGAAAGACACGAAUCCGUCCUGUUACUUCAGUUCAGAAACAAUUAUUUGUUGAGCGUAACUUAAAGAAUAUGUCAUCUGAUGAUGAUGAUGAUUUGACACUGAAAACCACUAAGCUUUUUUUCUGGGGCUGGGAAACCCAAUGCAUGAGUGUUAAAUGAACCAUGUGUACCUCAUUUCCCAAAUGUCCCAGUUUAGUUUCUGUGUUGCAGUUUUUUCCUUUAACGCAGGCGUUGGAACAAACACACAGAGCACCCCUGUGGGGAUAUUAAUGCACUGAUUUGGAUAAAGAGAGACGGAGCGAGAGCUAUAUAUACUGCUUUGAUUCAACACUGUCUGUGUGUGUGCAAAUAAAUAUGCAGGUCCUGAAUAUGCAAGUUUCACUAACUUGUGCCAAAGAUGUGUGCUGUGAACUGAUGUACGAUAUGUUUCUAAACCUUAUCGAGCUGCUUAGAGAGAAUCAUGCUCACGGAGUUUGACAUCAACAUGUUGCCAAUCUAACGCCGCCUUCACACUGGCAGUUGAAUUCAGCUCCGAUGCGGCUGCGAAACGACCGGAAGUCAUUCAUUUCCUA
Molecule: messenger RNA, 3037 nt
Organism: Pimephales promelas (fathead minnow)
Lineage: Eukaryota; Metazoa; Chordata; Actinopteri; Cypriniformes; Leuciscidae
Gene: fam110d
Product: family with sequence similarity 110 member D
Source: RefSeq, a predicted model, not a curated record